Molecule: messenger RNA, 474 nt
Organism: Ylistrum balloti
Lineage: Eukaryota; Metazoa; Mollusca; Bivalvia; Pectinida; Pectinidae
Product: tumor necrosis factor ligand superfamily member 6-like
Exons: 2
Coding region: 1-474 (157 amino acids)
Biological process (GO): immune response
Cellular component (GO): membrane
Molecular function (GO): tumor necrosis factor receptor binding
Source: RefSeq, a predicted model, not a curated record
AUGGCGAUAUUCUGCCACGGUGCUUCACCACUUGGGUACACACCCCGCCCGUUAUCAGGUAUUGGGGACGAACCUGUUCGGAACUGGCGAUCCGACGAUCCUACAUCUCACAUGGAGGGAAUCAGUUUGACAAAGGACCGACUUGUUAUCAACACAACAGGACUGUAUGUCGUGUACAGCCAGAUUUAUUUCUCUAAGUACAUCAGUGCGAACGCCCCCAAAUCCAGUAGUGUGUUGUACCACUAUGUGUACCGAUACAACGUCAUCUACCCUAACUCAGGCAAUCAGCUUCUCAUGAAGAGUGUCAGAACAUUGAACCUUGACCCCGUGGCGUCACACAGUGACCACACGAGUUACACGUCAGCGACACUUCGUCUGACGGUUGGUGACGAAAUUUACGUCAAAGUGUCUAACCUAUCUAUGGUGUCGCGAGCAGGAAAGGCAAGUUUCCUAGGCGUAGUACAGAUAGCGUAA